Messenger RNA from Lasiodiplodia theobromae, 1611 nucleotides. Its product is annotated as Ncs1 nucleoside transporter. The transcript is spliced from 4 exons. Gene Ontology annotation, molecular function: nucleobase transmembrane transporter activity. Bases 1 to 1611 code for a protein of 536 amino acids. The record is from RefSeq and is a predicted model, not a curated record. NCBI's taxonomy places the organism in Eukaryota, Fungi, Ascomycota, Dothideomycetes, Botryosphaeriales, Botryosphaeriaceae. Gene Ontology annotation, cellular component: plasma membrane. Gene Ontology annotation, biological process: transmembrane transport; nucleobase transport.
AUGGGGCUCCGCAAGCGCCUCGAACUGUACUCGGACAACCCUGAGCUUGGAUCCGAGGCAGAAGGUCCUGUGUCGAACAAGGAUCUUGACCCUGUCCCUCUAGGAUCACCAGAACGAACAUGGACUUGGCCCAGUCUGCUGGGAUUCUGGAUUGCUGAGGCCUUUUCCAUUUCCAUGUAUCAAGUCUCAUCAACAUCCGUUUCCAAAGGCUUGAAUCCAGGUCUCGCCAUUGUCGCCGUCCUCAUCGGGCACGCCUUGGUAUGCAUUCCCGCCAUGCUGGAUGGCUACGUCGGUAGCGUCUUUGGAAUCAACUUCCCCGUCUUUACACGCGCCAGCUGGGGCAUGCGAGGUUCGUACUUCGCCGUCUUCGUGCGCGGAGUCGUCGCCUGCAUCUGGUUUGGAACCCAGUCCUUCCAGGGUGGUCAGUGUCUUCAGAUCAUGAUCUCAGCAAUCUGGCCAAGCUUUAACAGCUUUCCCAACCACUUGCCUGAGAGCGCCCAUGUCACGAGUGCCGAACUUCUGUGCUUCUUUCUGUUCAUCAUCGUCCAGCUACCGCUGCUGUGGCUGCAUGUAUCAAGUCUCCGGUACAUGUUCAUGGCCAAGACGAUUGUGAUGCCGAUAUUUGGCUUGACUCUGUUCAUCUGGGCUCUUGUUGCUGCUCACGGCUUCGGUCCUACGUUUUCGAAGCCUACGCACAUAAAGGACGGCACGCCGGCCGCUGUCGUCUUCUUACAAUGCGUGACAACCGCCAUCGGCCCCAAGGCGACGCUGGCGCUCAACAUGCCCGACUUUACAAGAUACGCCAAAUACCCGCGCCAAGUCUUCUGGACACAGGCUGUUGGCCUCAUAGUACUCGUCACCAUGUGUGGUGUCCUCGGUGCCACAGUGUCGUCUGCGGCUGAGGUCAUUUACGGAGAAGUGACGUGGAAUCCGCUGGAAGUGGCCGUACUCUGGAACAAUCGCGCCGCCCAGUUUUUCGCCGGCCUGUGCUGGGCCUUCGCCGUCAUUGGAACAAACAUUUCGGCAAACAGCGUCUCCUUCUCGAAUGACUUGGCGCUGUGGUUCCCUAAAUAUAUUAACAACCGCCGCGGAGCUUACAUAUGCGCCAUCCUUGGGAUAUGCGCCGUUCCCUGGAACAUUCAGUACAAUGCCAAGUCUUUCUCCUCGUUCCUUGGCGGCUACUCGCUAUUUCUUGGUGCCAUUGCUGGCAUUAUUUGCGUGGAUUUCUGGAUUUGCCGUUCGCGUCGCCUCUCGGUCACGUCCCUCUACAAUACUCGUGGUACCCAUUGGUAUACUGGCGGGGUAAACUUUCGUGCUGUGAUUGCUUUUGUCUGCGGUAUCGCACCAAAUAUGCCUGGUUUGGCAGCUGCCUGCGGCCAGAGCGGAGUUCCGAAAGGUGCCACGUACCUCUACAGUUUGAGCUGGUUGGUGAGCACUCUUGUUGCAGGCUUUGUCUACUGGGCAGGUUGGAAGAUUAAGCCAUUCCCAAUUGACGAGAAGAGAGAGCUAUACAUCGAGGGCAGCGAGGCGGAAAUAUACGCGCCGGAGGAGACCAAUUCCGUGACCGGCAAAGCACCGGAUGCAAAAAUCUCCACGGGACCUGGGGUGUAG